AUGGCGGGCGGCGACGGCCGGAGCGACCCCCUGGGCCUCCAAUCGGCGCUGGAGCGGCGCCUCAAGGCCCAGGGCGACAUCUCCCUGGACGACUUCGAGGCGUCCUUCUCGCCGCCUGGCCCCGGGCGCCAGUUCCUGGAUCGCGUCUCCUUCGACGUGCGGUCCGCGAGGCACUGGCGCCUGCUGGACGCGGACGUCGAUGACCACAACAGGGCGGCCAACGCGGGAUCCUGGGGCCCAAGGCGGCUGCGGAGCUUGCCCACGAGACUGUCCGCUCAGGCGAUGGCGCAACUCGAGAAUGACGGCUUCGUGGUCAGCGACGUGCGUCUGGCGAGCUUCGGGGAUGCCUUUUUGAGGAUCUACAGCGACGACCUGCCGGUGUGGGUGGGCGCGGACGCCAUGCUGCACGCCUGGCACCGGACGUACGACGAGAUGCUGGUGCACCUGGAGGAGCGAUGGCUGGCACCGGCGCUUGGGCGGCUGCUGGAAGGGAUGCGAGGGGCCGUGGCGGCGGCCGCGCAGUCGCUGGGAGCCACAGUACUGCACCAGGGCGUGCACGACGCCGACUAUUUUUUAACGGUGGCGGCGGGGUUAAUGAACCCCAAGCAGCCAUUUGCGCAGGUGGCCAGCGUCCUGGGGCACGACCAGGUUGUGGGGCAGACGCUGGCGGCGAUCGAGGCCGGGCAGCUGACGACGUUCGAGCUGUUCGGCACGGACAGGAUGGUCGACUUUUCGCAGUUCAAGCCUAGGGGCCACUACACCAGGAGCGAGGCGCUGAGGCGGUACUUUCGGGCGAUGAUGUGGUGCGGACGGGUGGAGCUGAGGAUGAGAGGGAAGGGGGGGGCGCGGGAGCUAGGGGCCGCGGUGGCGAUGGUGCAUCUGUUGAGGGAGAGCGGGGAGUGGGAGGCUUGGGGAGCGUUCAGCGACGCGCUGGAGGCCCUGGUUGGGAAGACGGACUCAAUGACGUUCCGGCAGCUAGAGGCGGUCCUGAGGCAGUACUGCACGCAGGCUGGGAUACGGACCAUGACAGAAUUCAGGGAAGACCGCUGCCUUGAUGAACUCCUAGCGCUGAUCAGAAACUCCAACAUGGGAUCGCAAGCCAUCUGCAGCUCGGUGCUGGAGAGCAAUCCCACUGACCCAAACCCAGUCCCCCUCCCCUUGGCAAUCACAUUUGUGGGGCAGAAAUUUGUGAUGGACAGCUGGGCACUGUCAAACAUCGUCUAUGACAGGGUGCUGUACAGAGAGGCCAAGGUGGCACACAAACAUCCCACCUGCCUUGAUGUGUGCUUCUCCAUCUUUGGCAACAAUUCCGCCACCCCACACAUCGCAGAUAGGGUCCGAAAGAUGAACCAGCCAUACCAUUCAAGCCUGACUGCAGUGAGGUCAGUGGUGGACGGGCUCCCAGAGGCUGCGUGGGGAGGUAGUCUGUGCUCGAUGUGGUUGAAGCUUCUGCGCAUUUUGUCUGAGCCCAUUGGGGAUGACUACCCUCAGGCGAUGAGGACACGGGCAUGGGCGGCAAGGGACAUGGAGACCCAGGCCGCCAGCUGGACGCAGCUGAGGCAUGACAACAUCCUCUAUGCAAAACAGUCUUACGGGGGCAUGUUCAUGUGCGAGUACCCUGCCGGUUAUGUUGACCCACGCCCGAGCUUCUGGGCAGCCUUCUUGGAGAUGGUGAAUAGGGCAAAGAAAAUCGUACAGAGCACUUUUUUGGGCCUUGACAUGGGCACGCUGCAGGGAAUGAUGGCUGUGCUGCAGAGAUGGCAGGGUGUGUUGUGGAUGCUGCACCGCAUAGCCCAGAAGGAGCAGGGCCACCAGCCGCUGGCGGAUGCCGAGACGGAUUUUUUGAGGCGGAUAGUGACAAAGAUGGGCACGGGCAGCAUGGGGCCCACGUACGAUGGCUGGUACUGCGAACUGUUCUAUGGGGACCCAUGUGGGUGCUCCGUGCAAGACUGCAUUGUGGCUGACGUGCACACCCAGCCACCAGAUUACGAAGAUACGAGGGGCUUUGUGCUGCACGAGGGGAUCGGCCCACCAGCGCUGAUGACAAUUGCGGCUGACUCAGGGAGCGAUCUGGCGCUCUAUGUUGGGCCCGUUUUCACCCACCACGAGUUUGAGGAGCCGGGCAUGGUGCGGCUCAGCGACAACGAGUGGUUGGAUCGCUGCACUAGGGGCCAUCUGCCAGCGACGGCGGAUUGGAAGACGUUUCUUGCGCCUAAAGAGAGCAACGUAUCAAGAGUUUGGUGA
Messenger RNA from Ostreobium quekettii, 2244 nucleotides. NCBI's taxonomy places the organism in Eukaryota, Viridiplantae, Chlorophyta, Ulvophyceae, Bryopsidales, Ostreobiaceae. The record is from the annotation of a GenBank genome assembly.